Messenger RNA from Prunus avium (sweet cherry), 1560 nucleotides. NCBI's taxonomy places the organism in Eukaryota, Viridiplantae, Streptophyta, Magnoliopsida, Rosales, Rosaceae. The record is from RefSeq and is a predicted model, not a curated record.
AACGCGCGCUUUAGAGAAAAUUUGGGUAGAGGCAUUAUAUACAUAUAUUGGAGACAGUUCGCUCUCUCUUGCUCUCAGCCUCUCUCUCCCUAGUUUAUUUUCGGCUGAGGCUGUUCUGACUGCCGUAUCUUUUUUUGAACCUGACGAGCUACUUCGUUUCUCCGAACGCGCCAAUUUGUGGUUUCAUCGACUUGUGUAAGCUUUCGCGGAAUGGAGCUUGCUUCAUAAUAAUACUCACCUCUUCUAAGUCUGACUCAAUGGAUUCAGAAGCAGAAGCAGAAGCUCUUGAGGAGAAGUUGACAUCUUUACUUGGACAGCUCCAAACAGAGAGUGCCAUUCUGGAAAGAAUGGUUUACAAGAACAAGAACCAGCAUAGGCGUGGCUCGUAUUUCCAGUACCUUAUGAAGGUAAGGAGGGAUUUGAGGCUUUUACAAUCCACUAAACUGGAGGAGAUUUUGGGUUGCUGUUUUCAAAGUAUCACUGGGAAGAGACCUAAGCAAAAAGUACAUCUAUUAGAAAGCUUGAAGAGAAGGAAAUGUGAGAGUGGAAAAUAUAAUUUCAUGGACCGACUUCUGGGAGCUGUACGCCUUCUGUCACAGAUGGUUGAGCCAAUGUUGAAGGCAGCCAUCGAGAUAUCUACACUGCUCGCUCGAUCAUUUUUCAUGGGAUUUUCUCUGACUAUUUUAGCUCUGCUUGCACGACUUCGAGUUUUGGUUCAACAAAUUUUACUUGAUGUUGUCUCCGUAUUCAACAUGGUUUCUUCUCUCUCCCAAAAGAAGCAAUCCAUAAAGAUAAAUCAAGGAGGACUUGAGGUCUUUAGGGAGUUUUACCCAACAAAUGAGGAAUUUAUCAUUCUUGAGUGUGUGUUGAAAUCAGAUAAGUUUGAAUUGCUCGAGAGCACUCAUAAGAGUGAGAUUGCAAGUCAUGAUGGGGAUCUUGCUUUAGGGGCAUCAUCUGUACUAUAUCAAAGUGUUGAGUCUUUCCUGGGAGAUGAUGAAAAUAUUCCCCAGAUGGCAGAUGCAAACCACGCUAUUGAAAAAGUUCCAAUCCAUGUCACGGAGGAUAAGAUUGAUUUGUUGUCAGGCCUGUCCAACGACGGUACUGAUGGGAAGCUGGUUGAACGUUGUGAAGAUGGUUCAAACAUUGCGGAGACUCCUAGCAAGAAGCUUUCUGAAGAAGGUUGCUUGCUACCAGGCUCAAGCUCACCUUCAAGUUCCGAUGCAUCAAAACUGAGGUCUGGACCUGUUAAAGUGGCAUUUGUACAAGUCAAAAGACCUUUACCCUCAACAACAAAUACAACUGAAAUCCAUUUUAAAGAAACUGACAUCAAUAGCCGUAACGAGGAAGAAGAUCCCUUGUUCAGUUUGCUUUCUAGUGGAAAUGUAAAGAAUAGUCUCUUCUGAAUUGUCUUUUUUCAAUAUGAAAUUUUGACAUGAAUCGUUAGGGCAUGGAAGCUUAAGGAGCAUGAGCAUCCAUCUUCAGAAUUGUCUUGAAUUUUGCUCGUAAUGCCCAGUCCAGAAAAAGAAAACCCAAAAAAUGGGUUUUAUUUAUUUAUUUAUA